AUGAAAUUCCUAAUCUUGAUCUUCUUGCUUUCAUCAACUCAAAAAUUGGUUUCAACUGAAACCGCCGCUGAAAGAGCUGGCAUCGAUUUGCUAAUCUACAUGUUUGAGUGCGAAUCGCAAAGAAAUCCCGAAUUCGUCCAUGCUGAUUACGAAGCGAUUGAUAAAUUUGGAGUGAUCUCUCAUAAAAGCGAAGCGGACAAAGAAAUCCUGGCAUUAAGUGAUUCGGACAUCGCUAAAAGAGUGGGGGUUUUGGGAAUGUUGAGAAACUUGACUCUUCCAUUGGCCAUUCCCGUCGCUUUUCCAUUCACAUUCGAGUUCACCAAAGACGCUAUGCUAUAUGUCAAGGACCAUGAAAAUGAGAAGCUCAAAAGUUUAUUGUUGUAUAAACGUGACACUACUGUGAAAGGGGGCUACAAAGCGUAUCGAUACGUUGAAAUUGCCUGA
Molecule: messenger RNA, 444 nt
Organism: Caenorhabditis angaria
Lineage: Eukaryota; Metazoa; Nematoda; Chromadorea; Rhabditida; Rhabditidae
Source: the annotation of a GenBank genome assembly